This is a messenger RNA of Bathycoccus prasinos, 1008 nucleotides long. RefSeq lists its product with no specific name. The coding region runs from base 1 to 1008 and encodes 335 amino acids. The transcript has a single exon. The record is from RefSeq and is a predicted model, not a curated record. NCBI's taxonomy places the organism in Eukaryota, Viridiplantae, Chlorophyta, Mamiellophyceae, Mamiellales, Bathycoccaceae. Gene Ontology annotation, molecular function: protein binding.
AUGUCGUCUCGCAUCAUCGAUUAUUCCAAGUGGGAUCGACUGAAGUACUCUUCGUCUUCCGAAGAAGAAGAAGAAGAAGACGACGAGGGUGAAAAGGAGAUGGAAAUUGCGAGGAGCGGAGCAGCGCUGGAGAAGCUCUCGCUUUGUUCUUCUUCGUCGUCACCUCUUUGGAACGGGUUGGUGUUGCAUCAUAAGGAUGUUUUUGUCUCGCAUGUGAUUCCGAAAUUGAAUUUGAUGGAUCGGUUUUUCUUUUCGAAGGUGAAUACAGAGAGUCGGGGUGUGCUUGAAUACGCCGGGGUAAACGUAUCGGGAUUAGGUUUGAUUGUUCACGAAUGUUCAUCCAUUUUGACGUUGGAAUGGGCGUGGAAUCACAUUCCCUGGGGAGAGAAAUUUGAAGAUGGAACGGUGAGAGAUCAAGCCUGGUUUUGCGAGCAAGUUGCUCUAACGAACAAACUCGAGUUUCUCAAGUGGGCGAGAGAAGUGAAACAGUGCCAGUGGGAUGAAGAGACGAUUAAAGCGGCAGCAGCUAAAGGUAAUCUCGAGAUGCUGAAAUACUGCUUCUCUAAUGGUUGUCCGUGUGAUGAAGAAGAGUCGUGUAAACAUGCUGCUUAUAUGGGACGCCUCGACUGUCUUCGAUUUCUUUUCACCAAAGUGAACCCUUCGCGAGAGACGGAAGAAGAUGCGGCACUACGGGCAGUAGGCUGUGGUCACUUGGAGAUCUUGAAAUAUUUCGUCGAAGAAAGAAAGAUAUCUGAGGGGGUAAAGAGAGCGUGCGUGUACUUCACUGCAAAGUAUGGCCGCCUCGAUUGCCUCAAGUACUUAGUCGAAGAGGCGAAAGUACCUCUUAACGACUGGGAAUACAUCGCUUUCGCUCGGUAUUACGAACACCCCGACUGCGAAAAUUACUUGCUCGAAAAAGGGUCUCCAGAACCAACGGACGAAGAAUACGCUGCUUUUGCCGAGAGCGUGCGAGCGCGAGAGUCUCAGCAGGGGAACAGUUUCCAUUGA